Molecule: messenger RNA, 375 nt
Organism: Brassica napus (rape)
Lineage: Eukaryota; Viridiplantae; Streptophyta; Magnoliopsida; Brassicales; Brassicaceae
Product: putative defensin-like protein 271
Exons: 2
Coding region: 68-298 (76 amino acids)
Source: RefSeq, a predicted model, not a curated record
UAUUCAUGUUGUGAGUAAUAAAAAAUAAUCAUUAUCAAUUUUAUAUUGCUAAAACGUUUAAUUCCGGAUGACAUCAUCGAAACUUUACUUUGUUGCUCUUUUAAUUAUCCUUUCAGCUCUUGUUAGUAGUGUUCAAUCCAUUCGAAUUAUGGAUGCUUCGUCGGAUUGUGAUUUCAGAGGACCUUGUAAGAAGAAAGAAGAUUGUUAUGCUAGAUGUGAAGUGGACAGACCACCUUUUAAUAAUGCUACAUGUGUACACAAAGGAAGCAGUCGCCAAUGUUGUUGUAUUUUAUCGUGAGUUUUUGAAGAUUUUCUUAUAUUUAAUUAAUGUUAAAAUAAAAUUUCUAAUAAAAAUAUAUUAAGUUAUCCCCUAAA